Aspergillus tanneri is the source of this 1773-nucleotide messenger RNA. RefSeq names its product phosphatidylinositol-3-phosphate-binding protein BEM1 (gene BEM1). Bases 1 to 1773 code for a protein of 590 amino acids. Gene Ontology annotation, molecular function: phosphatidylinositol binding; protein binding. The transcript is spliced from 4 exons. Gene Ontology annotation, cellular component: mating projection tip. The record is from RefSeq and is a predicted model, not a curated record. Gene Ontology annotation, biological process: conjugation with cellular fusion. Lineage: Eukaryota; Fungi; Ascomycota; Eurotiomycetes; Eurotiales; Aspergillaceae.
AUGAAGGCCAUCAGACGGUCUCUCAAAGGGGAAAAAGACCCCAAACCCCACCACCACCACCUCUCCAUAACCCCCAAGUCCGCCAUUGCGAUUCUGCCUCCGAAAAAGGUUAUCAAGGCUCUUUACGACUACCAACCAGAACCCGGGAAUUCCCAGGAGUUGGCGUUUAGCAAGGGAGACUUCUUUCACGUCAUCAGCAGGGAGGACGACUUGGAUUGGUACGAAGCGUGCAAUCCCCUCAUCCCUAGUGCCAGGGGGUUGGUUCCUGUGUCCUUUUUCGAAGUCAUUGGCAAGAACGAAAGAAACAGUGGGGGAUCAGUAGACCUUCAUAAGAAGAAAGAGCAUCACGACUCGGGCUUCUCAGAUCGAGCUUCAGCGACCUUCUCCGGACCAGACUCCGUUAUCUCGCCAAAGCAGAACGUUUUUCCCAGAAUGUCGACUUUGGGAAAGGGCUCGAGCCCCAUGGUCUAUGGCAUUGUGCAGUACGAUUUUCAGGCUGAGCGACCUGAUGAACUUGACGCUAAAGCGGGUGAAGCGAUCAUCGUCAUUGCUCAGUCAAAUCCAGAAUGGUUUGUCGCAAAGCCUAUCGGUCGUCUGGGUGGCCCCGGUCUCAUCCCUGUGUCUUUCAUCGAACUCAGGGACAUGCAAUCGGGCCAGGCAGUGACAGACCCUCUAGAGGCCGUUCGACGUGCCGGGGUGCCCAAGGUGGAGGAGUGGAAGAAAAUGACCGCAGAGUACAAAAAUAGCAGUAUCACCCUGGGCAAGAUUGAUACGGUCGGGUCCCCCAUGCAGUCUGCCACCUCUGGAGCCGAGAAGACGUCCGCGGGCCACCAAAGUAUGGGCCAUUUGAGCCAGAAUGGCAACACUUAUGGAUACCAUAGUCGCAACGCUAGCAAAGCGUCCGUCGCACAACACAUGUCUCAACCCCCGCCGCAAAACCACCAUCGCCAGUCCCUCGUGGCUCCGGUAUCGGCGUCAAUCCCACGUUACUGUUUCGAUAAUGAUAAAUACUGGUACAUCAUCGAGGCGAAGAUGGAAGAUGGCCGCUGCUGGGAAUUGUCUCGAUACUAUCACGACUUUUACGAUUUCCAAAUUGCCCUUUUGACCCAGUUUGAGGAAGAAGCUGGCAAUCGAGGGAAGGCGAGAACACUACCUUUCAUGCCUGGUCCCGUUACGCACGUUACGGAUGCCAUCUCCAAUGGACGCCGACAGAACCUGGACGAGUACAUCAAAAAACUCUUAUCUAUGCCUCCUCACAUUUCCCGCUGUCAACUGGUUCGACAGCUUUUUGCCCCACGUGCGGGUGAUUUUGAGAUCGACCCCAACGCAUUUGGCGAGGAUACUCGCUUCUCCGGCGGCUCACAUCAGUCAUCCAUGCAGGAACCACCACGGAGCGCGUCCCGCCAGUCUUCUCAAGCUCAAAUGAAUGCACACCAGCGGGGACAACUCUCCGUAUCCCACAGCAAUGGCGGUCCUCCACCGAUGAACCGACAGCCGAGCUCGAUCACACAGGUCUCGACCACGUCGAGUAGUGGCGCAAUGAAGGUCAAGGUAUUUUUCCAGGAUGAUCUCAUUGCCAUACGAGUCCCCAGCGACAUCAGCGUCCUGCAGCUUAAGGAAAAGCUCGUGGAUCGCCUCAAAAUACAAGAAGAUAUUGCGGUGCAGUACAAAGAUGAACCGUCUGGCACAUACAUUGAUCUUGUCAGCGAUAGUGAUCUUGACACUGCCAUCCAACGCAACUCCAAACUCACACUCUACGUUGGUCUCGUUUAA